CGCUGGCCAAGACUCGCGCAUCUCAAACAAAAUCUUCUCCUUUACACUCCAAAACAAACGGACUGACACCGUCAACAGUAAUACAAUAUACCUAAACCCCGGCGCCGCUGCGACACCGAAAAAAGGCCAGCGAAGCAAUGUUGUUUUGAACUGUCUUUUUGUUCUGAGAGUGAAUCUUGGUUUGUUUAUCUUUUCGUAGUUUGUCAGGCAAUGGUCGCGAGGAUCUUUUUGGAGAGGGCGCUGCGCGUGUGCGUGAGGGCUCGAUAAACACACAGACGUCUCAAGUGUCUGGUGCGAGCUAAUGAAUAGACUUCACUGAACGGAUUUUUAUAUUUAGAGCUUUAAUGCGCCUCUUCUCCCAACGGGAAAUAGUGGACCGCGAGGCAGAAACGGACGCGCUCAGCGACCUCGCAGUAUGGCAUUUUUAUGACAUUUAAAGCGAUAAGAAACACUCGGACAGGAGACGCUGACCGGUUUUUAUGUGCUUUCCAACGGUUUUCGGUUGCCUAGUUGUUGCCACACUCCAGCCGGUGACAAAAUGUUGGCUGGCGGGGCAGUUCAGCAGAACGGGAUCUUCUCUACUCCUCAGCUCCUCUCACAGUCGCCACACAUGGACCCGGAUCUCUCCGAUUCCCGAAAGCGACCCCUGGAAACACCGACUGAGGCGAGCAGCACCAAGCGCUCCAACACCGGGGAGGAGGGUGAAUAUUUCCUGAAGGUGUUGAUUCCCAGCUAUGCCGCUGGUUCAAUCAUCGGUAAAGGGGGGCAAACCAUCGUCCAGCUUCAGAAAGAGACUGGAGCCACCAUCAAACUGUCCAAAUCUAAAGACUUCUACCCAGGUACGACAGAGCGUGUUUGUUUGAUUCAAGGUACGGUGGAAGCUCUGAAUGGAGUUCAUAACUUCAUCGCUGAAAAAGUUCGUGAGAUGCCUCAGAGCAGUCAGAAGACCGAACCAGUCAGCAUUCUCCAGCCACAGACUACUGUUAACCCUGACCGUGUUAAACAGGCUAAACUGAUCGUGCCCAACAGCACAGCAGGACUCAUCAUCGGUAAGGGUGGGGCAACAGUUAAGGCUGUGAUGGAGCAGUCAGGAGCCUGGGUACAGCUUUCUCAGAAGCCCGAGGGCAUCAAUCUGCAGGAGCGUGUCGUGACAGUGAGUGGGGAGCCAGAACAAAACCGCAAGGCCGUGGAGAUCAUUGUUCAGAAGAUUCAGGAGGACCCACAGAGCAGCAGCUGUCUCAAUAUCAGUUACUCCAACAUCACAGGCCCUGUGGCCAACUCCAACCCAACCGGAUCCCCCUUUGCCAACUCUACAGAGGUGUUACCCAACGCCGCAGCGGCAGCUACAGCCUCCACGCUCCUUGGCCAGGCGGGUCUCGCGGGCAUGGGUGGGUUCCCUGCCGCCAUGUCAAGUCUUUCCGGUAAUGAUCUGCUUACUAUUACAUCUGCUCUGAACACUCUGGCCAGUUAUGGCUACAAUACCAAUACACUGGGGCUUGGCCUCAACCCAGCCGCUGCAUCUGGGGUGCUCGCUGCCGUUGCGGCUAGCGCCAAUCCAGCGGCUGCAGCAGCCGCCAAUCUGCUUGCUACAUACGCCAGCGAGGCCUCUGGAGGGGGCGGUCACCAUGUCGCACCUAGCUUAGGGGGCUUCUCACUGGGCUCCCUAGCGGCUGCCACAGGGGCAUCUAACGGUUACCUGAAUCCCUCAUCCCCGCUGGUGGCAUCAUCUCUACUGGGCACAGAGAAGCUAGCAGAAGGUGGGAAGGAAGUGGUGGAGAUCGCUGUUCCGGAGAACUUGGUCGGUGCCAUCUUGGGAAAAGGAGGCAAGACUCUCGUGGAGUAUCAGGAGCUGACAGGUGCGCGAAUUCAGAUCUCCAAAAAGGGAGAGUUCAUUCCAGGCACACGCAAUCGCAAGGUGACCAUUACAGGGUCGCCGGCAGCAACGCAGGCUGCCCAAUAUCUCAUCAGCCAGCGAAUCACAUACGAGCAAGGCGUCCGUGCCACCAACCCUCAGAAGGUGGGCUAGGGAUGGACAGGAUUGGGGAGAGGAACAACGAAAGCGAAGGAAACCAGAGAGAAUGAAGAGGUGACUGAAUGAAAACGAGGGAGAAAGGGAUGGGUUGGAGCGAUGUCCAAAUAUUUAAACACAAAAUACGGACGAUUACAAAACAAAUUAAAAAAGAUCUGAUGGAACUGUGGAUAGAUAAUCUGUUUGGGGAGAAAUUUGAUAUUUUGUGACUGAAAUUCUGCUGUAUUUUUAAAGUUGUGUUACGUUGUCUAGGUCCGAGUAUCGUGCCCUGGGGCACUCAGAGGAGGAGGAGAUCAAACCUCACUUCCUCUCUCUUAGCCAGGGUCUUUUGGAUUCUAUGUUAAAUUUUUGGCUUCCAUUGCAGAACCCUCACAGUUUAGUUCAUACCUAAUCCACACCCUGAGCAAGGAGAUUGGAGUUCGAAGCAGUCCCCCUUUUGAUAUCAGUAAAUUCAGUCUCCGCAACUGUAGUGUAGGCCUGAAAUGAAAAGGAAGAUACCUAUGAACCAUUUCCAUAGGUACUCUUGGUUUCCCCCCUUAUUGUUUUCAACUGAGACUUAAUCUCAA
Messenger RNA from Sinocyclocheilus grahami, 2595 nucleotides. RefSeq names its product NOVA alternative splicing regulator 1 (gene nova1). The coding region runs from base 539 to 2026 and encodes 495 amino acids. The transcript has 4 exons. NCBI's taxonomy places the organism in Eukaryota, Metazoa, Chordata, Actinopteri, Cypriniformes, Cyprinidae. Gene Ontology annotation, molecular function: RNA binding. The record is from RefSeq and is a predicted model, not a curated record.